Molecule: messenger RNA, 180 nt
Organism: Dovyalis caffra
Lineage: Eukaryota; Viridiplantae; Streptophyta; Magnoliopsida; Malpighiales; Salicaceae
Source: the annotation of a GenBank genome assembly
GUAGCCCCUCUUCCCAGGACUUCCACUUGUUACCGUCCUAACUACGCUAGGGUUAGGGAACAGCACCCUAGUAUACCCGACCCAAUUCACCGAAUAGUUAGCGCUGGCUUUGGUUCAACUCCUCGCCAGGAAAUUAAGAAAUGGAUGACAUUUUUUUGGUCUUUUGCCCAGGCCGAUUAA